Molecule: messenger RNA, 899 nt
Organism: Protopterus annectens (West African lungfish)
Lineage: Eukaryota; Metazoa; Chordata; Ceratodontiformes; Protopteridae
Gene: MRPL35
Product: mitochondrial ribosomal protein L35
Exons: 5
Coding region: 64-606 (180 amino acids)
Biological process (GO): translation
Cellular component (GO): mitochondrion; ribosome
Molecular function (GO): structural constituent of ribosome
Source: RefSeq, a predicted model, not a curated record
UGUUUAUUUCUAUCUGGUUUGUCUCAGUAGGCAUACCAUAGUUUGUAGACUACGCUGUGCAGCAUGGCAACUUUUUUCCGGCAUAUUACAGGACUUCUGAGACCACUCAUUCCUUUGGCUCAGAUAGGUACGUACAUUGGUCAACAUGCUUGCAAAGUCUCUACUUUGAACUUCACCUAUGUCCAGAGGCCAGCAGUAGGUAUUACUGCCAAAUUCAUGCCAUACGAAGGAAGUAGCCUAAGCUGUUUAUACAACCAGCCUAUUCUUCAAAAAGUAUCACAUCUUCUCCCAAGUGGGCCACAUCAGCCAGUUAGACCACUCACAUACUUUGGUUUGAGAAAAGGAAAGAGAAAAACUGUUAAAUCUGUUGUCCACAGAUUUCUCCGCCUACACUGUGGUCUUUGGUUAAGAAGAAAGGCCGGCUAUAAGAAGAAACUCUGGAAAAAGAGUGCUGCUCGGAAGAGGCGUUUAAGAGAGCAUGUCUUCUGUAACAAGACGCAGAGCAGACUUCUAGACAAGAUGACGACUUCAUUUUGGAAGCGGCGAAACUGGUUUAUUAAUGACCCAUACCAGAAAUACCAUGAUCGUACCAAUCUUAAGGUGUAAAGUAACAUGGAAAAGGCUCGCUCGCACAGAUAUGUAGAAGAAAAUGGGAAUCAUUUCCGGAGAGCUUUGUCUGCUAAUUCUGGAUAAAUGUUUCUUACUGACAACCAAAAGGCAGACUGUUUUGUAUAAAAACAGUUUAUAAAGAACCAUCACAUGGCAGCUCUACCAAAUUGUCUUGUUCUGGGGUAGUCAAAUCGUUGAUUUCAUCUAUUUUUUCACAACUGAAUGGAUCUCCGAUCCAGUUUUUAUUACAGUGUGGUGGAGGAAAAUAAAAUCUAAAGGUUUAUUUCAAA